Molecule: messenger RNA, 3158 nt
Organism: Brachypodium distachyon (stiff brome)
Lineage: Eukaryota; Viridiplantae; Streptophyta; Magnoliopsida; Poales; Poaceae
Product: serine/threonine-protein phosphatase 7 long form homolog
Exons: 5
Coding region: 476-2740 (754 amino acids)
Biological process (GO): meristem maintenance; meristem development
Source: RefSeq, a predicted model, not a curated record
GAAAGCCAGAAACGAAUCGGGGGCAAGGGGAGUCGAGUCAGAGACGGCGCAGUGCAGCGCCGCCGCCGGCCACCGCACGACCGCACCUGGCUGCCGCCUGCCGCUGCCGCCCGCCUCCACGUAUCCUCCGCUGGACGGUUCCCCGCCUCCCGCCGGCCCCUUUUCCCUUCCUGAUUUGCGGGUCAGGACGUCAGGGACUCGCCGUCUGGCCGGCUCGCCGUCUCCUCCGACUGCCCACACAAAUAGGCAAAUCCUCUGCCGUUGUUUGCGCAAACAUGCUACUCCCCGUUGCGACACAAGCAGCCCCGCGACAGUGGCUUGCCGAGCGAGGCCGCCGGCUGGUGACCAGGUACCAGGGUGUCCGUCCUUGGCUCCAAGGAGCUGCCGAUGACACAGAGGCCGAGCGGGCAGGGGAGCGGGGGGCGCAACCGACAGAGAUGACAGGCCAGAGAGAGGGUACAGGAUAGAGUAGACCAUGUCUUCGAGGGCAAGAGGAGCUGCACGCCGUGGUCGUGGCCAGGGACGUGGGAGAAGCGCUUUGGCAGAAAAUGAUAUGCAUCAUCAUGAAACAUCCGCACCUUCUUCACCAAGUACCACUUCUGAUAGAGAGGACAAUGUCGAGUUCACUCCUGAACAAGCUCCUGUGGCUUGUUAUGUAGACCCCGUGGAACCUGCAUCCAGCACACUACUCAAUCCUAAGAUUAACCACCGUUCUGAUGCAAUUUUUGGUGAUCAGGCUGUGGAGCAGUUGAAGUUACGUCACCACAAACCCUUAAAAUUUCACGAGAGAUAUCGUCCUUAUUUGAGGGAUGCUGGUUUUCUUGGUCUUUCACAAAUUUGCCAGAAAAUGCCUCAGUUGGACAAAGCCUUGAUUACUGCUCUCGUUGAGCGUUGGAGGCCAGAGACCCACAGCUUCCACUUGGCUUCUGGAGAGAUGACUGUUACACUUCAAGAUGUCGCAAUGUUGUUUGCUCUCCCUAUUGAUGGCCGCCCGGUUUGUUCUAAGACAGAUCAUGACUAUGGGCAAAUGGUCCUUGAUUGUCUAGGCCAUGAUCCAAGAGGGCCAUCAAUGCCUGGAAAAUCCUUCUUGCAUUACAAAUGGUUGAAGAAGCACUUUUACGAACUACCAGAAGGGGCUGAUGAUCAGACAGUACAGAGGCAUGUUCGAGCAUAUAUCCUGAGUCUUUUAUGUGGGGUGCUCUUUCCAGACGGGACAGGAAGGAUGAGUCUGAUAUAUCUUCCAUUGAUUGCUGAUCUUUCUCGUGUUGGAACCUACAGCUGGGGCUCCGCAGCCCUUGCCUUCCUAUACCGAGCUCUUUGCUCUGUUGCGUCCUCCCACAAUAUCAAGAACAUAGGUGGUUCAUUGCUUCUCUUGCAGCUUUGGAGUUGGGAGCAUUCCCAUGUUGGCAGACCAUUAGUUCGGUCUCCCCCAUUCAUGGAGACAGACAUCCCGCAGGACUUGCCCCCAAUUGGCUUCCGUUGGGUGGGUGCUCGCACACAAAGUGAGAAUGCUACCCGCUGUCUUAAGCAGUACAGAGAUGAGCUAAACCUGCAGGAAGCAGAUCAGUUGAAAUGGGAGCCAUACAUGCUCAUUGAGUCCUCAAGCUUACCCCCACUUUGUACGAAAGAUGCUGACCUGUGGAUUACUCAAGCUCCAUUAAUAAACUUUCCUAUAGUUGAGAUGUAUUUGCCUGAGCGAGUGAUGCGACAAUUUGGGCUUCGCCAGUGCAUUCCACCACCAUUUCGACCUACACUACAGGCAUUGCAUCGCAUUAGUCGACGUGGUAGGGAACGUGAAAAUUGGGAAGAGACACAUCACGAGUAUAUUCAGGAAUGGGAAGCGCGACGGCAGCGUAUAUUUCGGGAGGCUGAGCAAUAUGAUUUGUCAUCUUAUGAAGAGUACCUGCAGUGGUACUCAGGAGCCACACGUCGGUAUCUUGUACCAUCAACUAGUGAUGAUGCUGAAGCAGGGAUUUUAUCUCCACCUGACGAAUCCUCUGAUCUUCAGUACCAAGCCAAAUCUCCUAUGAUCCGCAAAGCGGUUGAUAAACUGCAUGGUAUGAUGAAGAAGGCCAAGACAGCGAUGGCAUCCACAGCUGAUACAGCCACACAAACCUUGGUUUUUGAAUUUAUGCAUGGUUUUCAGGAUGUCCUUCGUGAUCUUGGUGAGAUCAAGGAAAUGAGUGGCUCAGAGGCUCCACCUUUUGGUUCAGCUAAUAUCUCACAUGUUGACUCAGCUGACACUCAACAUGUGCCCUCACUUUUGCUUGAAGCUGAACAGCACAUUAUAUGUGGCAAUCAAGAAGCUCAAUAUCAGGAAUGUGAAGACCUUCACACAGUGGAGCAUGCUACAUUGGCCCUUGAACCUAUGGAUGAGGAAAACAACUGUUCCAAUAAUAUGCUACUGGCAGUGGAGGAAAAUUGUGACUCGGCUUCAUUAGCCAUUGAGGACUGUGGGACAGCCACUCCUACAGCGGAUUUUGUUAUUCCACAGCACAAUGAAGAUUUUGAUCAAGCUGGACAUGUGGAAAAUUCUCCUGAAAUGGAACAAAGUGUGCUGGUGGUGGAACCUAUGCAGAUGUAUGAGGAAAACAACGGCUUCAAUGAUGUGGUCUUACCCAGAUCUUCAUCACUGGUGCUGGAGGAAACUUGUGACUCAGCAAAGGAAAAUAUUGACUCAGCCACACAAGGGGCCAAGCCAUCUCCUCCACGACAGAACGUGGAUGUCAAACUGAGCUGAAGAUAAGGGAAACCCUCGCACAGCAGAGGAUGAUGUGGCAAUGGUGGAACAUGCAGAUGAGAAAAACAACAACAGUUCUAAUGGCGUCCGUUCGUCACGCCCUUAGUUCAUCUUUCCGCAAGGGAGGCAGAUGGCACUGGUUCCAUACCGAUUGAGCAAUUGGUCAACUUUGUGUCAUGUAUGUAGUGUUUAGAAUUUAGAUACCAUUUUUUUUUUGCAUGUUCUGCAUGAUAGCGGUUCAUGUUAUACCGUUGCUGAUGUUAUUGGGUUUGUUAUGUAGCCUGGUUGGUGGUUGGUGCCAUGAUGAUUUUUUUCUAAUAGACACUCAGGUUGUACUGCUGAUGUGAUUGUGUAGCUUGCACAUCUCUGCUAACAAAUGUGUCAAGUUUUUUAUGCAAGAUUACAGGUAGGUGUUCUA